AACUUCGGACACUCGGGGCUAUGCUAUUUAAAGGAGAUCGUAUUAUUUUGCCUGUGGCAUUGAGAAGAAGAGCUAUUCAAUCUGCACAUCAGGGUCAUGUUGGUAUAGGAUCAACAAAAAGGAUUCUCCGAGAAUAUUUUUGGUGGCCAAAUAUGAGCACCGAAGCAGCUAAUUUCGUGAAACAGUGUGAAACGUGCUUAAGGCUAUCCCGCAAGAACCCACCAAUUCCACUCACAAGCAGGGAGCUCCCCAAUGGUCCGUGGGAAAUCCUGCAGUUGGACUUCUAUACCGAUAAGGAAUUUGGACAUGGUGAGUUCCUUGUCGUAGUUGACACUUACUCACGAUACUUACACGUGGUCGAAAUGAAGAAUAUAGACGCAUAUAGCACUAAUGCAGCUCUUAACAACAUUUUUGGUGUGUGGGGAUUGCCUCUAGCUAUUCAGAGUGACAAUGGUCCCCCUUUUCAGAGCACAAAUUUCAUUAAAACCUGGGAAGAUAAAGGAGUGAAGAUUAAAAAAUCAAUUCCGCUCCAUGCACAGUCGAAUGGUGCAGUUGAAUGCCAAAACAAAGGUAUUAAAGAUGCUUUGGCAGCUGCAAAACUCGACAAAAUAAAUUGGAAGACAGCAUUAGAAAGAUAUGUUUCGGUUCAUAACAAAGUGCUUCCCUUGUCCCGUUUGGGAGUAACGCCUUUUGAAUUAUUAGUGGGCUGGAAAUUUAGAGGGACAUUCCCAUGUCUAUGGGAGUCAAGCUCUGAAAAAUUAGAUCGAGGAGAAAUCAAAGAAAAAGAUGCAGACUCAAAGCUUCAGAGCAAGCAAUAUGCUGAUUUGAAACGUGGAGCCAAGGAAUCAGACAUUGCGAUUGGUGAUAGAGUCAUUAUAUCACAAUCUAAACGUUUUAAAUCAGACCCAACAUUCGGAUCCGAACGGUUUACGGUGGUUGCAAGGCAAGGAGCAAACAUUGUAGUGAGGAGUGAUAGAGGCGUUACCUAUUCGCGAAACGUGCAAGAUGCAAAGAAAGCACCGGAGGUAAAUAUUGAGCCUUCUACUGACUCAGCGGAGGAACAGGAAGAUAAGCCACCGAGACCACAAAGAUCCAGGAAAAUUCCAAACAGGUUCAACGAUAUGCACCUUUAUCGAAUUUUCCAGUGACAUCAACAUUGAGGUAACUGUUCAUCGAUUGAUAAUGCAUUUGUGUAAAAUAAAAAUAAAAAAAUACA
Molecule: messenger RNA, 1216 nt
Organism: Ochlerotatus camptorhynchus
Lineage: Eukaryota; Metazoa; Arthropoda; Insecta; Diptera; Culicidae
Exons: 1
Coding region: 21-1148 (375 amino acids)
Biological process (GO): DNA integration
Molecular function (GO): nucleic acid binding
Source: RefSeq, a predicted model, not a curated record